AUGAAUCGGCGUCUACUGGUGCGUUCUAUAUGCGGUUUCCAGCGGCUAUCGAGAAUAACACUUCGAAGGCAAAACUUUCCCCUUCUCAGACACUAUUCUGACACGUCCACCACUGCAAAGACGAAUGGCACCAUAUUGCGUAAACAGUUGCUGUCGUUGAAGCCCAUCUCGCCCUCCGAUUCGCUGUUCAUUUCUUGCACGGUGUUCAAUUCCAAGGGAAAUAUCAUCUCCAUGUCUGAGAAGUUCCCUAAAUGGACCUUUCUAACUGAACAUUCUCUGUUCCCCAGAGAUCUGAGGAAAAUAGACAACUCUUCAAUUGAUAUCAUUCCGACCAUAAUGUGCAAGCCGAAUUGUAUAGUUAUCAACUUACUACAUAUCAAGGCUCUCAUCGAACACGACAAAGUCUACGUUUUCGACACCACUAACCCCUCCGCCGCCGCCAAAUUGAGUGUGCUCAUGUAUGACUUGCAGUCUAAGUUGUCCUCCACAAAGAACAAUUCUCAAUUCUAUGAACAUAGAGCCCUCGAGAGUAUUUUCAUCAACGUCAUGAGCGCAUUAGAGACAGAUUUUAAGCUUCACUCACAAGUCUGUAUCCAGAUCUUGAACGAUUUGGAGAACGAGGUCAACAGACUUAAGCUACGACAACUCUUAAUCAAAUCAAAAGAUCUCACGCUUUUCUACCAGAAAACUUUGUUGAUUAGAGAUUUAUUAGACGAAUUGCUGGAAAAUGAUGAUGAUUUAGCAAACAUGUACCUGACCGUCAGGAGAUCUCCCAAGGAUAAUUUUUCAGACUUGGAAAUGCUUAUAGAAACUUACUACACACAGUGUGACGAAUACGUUCAACAGUCGGAAUCGUUGAUCCAAGACAUUAAAUCUACAGAGGAAAUUGUUAACAUAAUACUAGACGCAAACAGAAAUUCCUUGAUGCUUUUGGAGUUGAAAGUCACCAUCUACACUUUGGGAUUCGCCGUAGCAUCCGUCCUACCUGCAUUUUAUGGUAUGAAUUUGAAAAACUUUAUCGAGGAAAGUGAAUGGGGGUUUACCUCUGUCGUGGCAUUCUCCAUCUUUUCAGCCCUGUACAUCACCAAGAAAAACUUCAACUCAUUAAGGUCUGUAACCAAGAUGACCAUGUACCCAAAUUCACCCGCAAACUCUAGUGGAUUUCCCAAAACAUCACCUUCUAAUCCUGUAUCGAAUAAACUGAGGAAGAGACGAACCUGGUGGAAACUGACAAAGCAGCGACUGGGAGUACUAUUCUAUGGCAAUACCUAUUACAGUAGGGCCGUCUUGCCGAACAAUAGGUUUAAUAAAGGCCUCCCUAAAUUGAAGAAAUUUAGUAUGGAAAAUGAUUUAAAAAACAAAGAAGACAGAGAUAUGAUAUGGAAAUGGUUGAUAGAAGAUAAGAAGAAUUGA
Molecule: messenger RNA, 1413 nt
Organism: Saccharomyces kudriavzevii IFO 1802
Lineage: Eukaryota; Fungi; Ascomycota; Saccharomycetes; Saccharomycetales; Saccharomycetaceae
Gene: MRS2
Product: Mrs2p
Exons: 1
Coding region: 1-1413 (470 amino acids)
Biological process (GO): mitochondrial magnesium ion transmembrane transport
Cellular component (GO): mitochondrial inner membrane
Molecular function (GO): magnesium ion transmembrane transporter activity
Source: RefSeq, a predicted model, not a curated record